Molecule: messenger RNA, 539 nt
Organism: Westerdykella ornata
Lineage: Eukaryota; Fungi; Ascomycota; Dothideomycetes; Pleosporales; Sporormiaceae
Exons: 1
Coding region: 93-368 (91 amino acids)
Source: RefSeq, a predicted model, not a curated record
GCAAUCCUGACAGUAUCGUAGCCAGCAGGCUAUAUGAUUUGAUUCUAUCCGUCUCUAAAACUAUCAUCCUACUGAGGGAUGUCUGCCCAAUCAUGCCAAAAGAUCGUCUUGAGCAUGCCUCAACUGCCAGCAUAUCUAGCUGUGCAUGUGUGCAGUGCAUGGGCAGGGUGCCCGAGUCGCAUACUGCAAACUGCUUCGCAGUCUCCCUGAUGACCAUUCCCAAGAGAUCGCUUGUCCUAUCAGCAUGUCUCAAUAUUUGCCAACCGGGUCUCUACCGCCUGGCAUGUCCAAGGGCAAACAGUAUGCAAGGUUAUCACCAUAUCCCCUUAGCAUUGCAUGUACCUCCUAUACCUUCGCUCAAUCUCUGACCCAAGGCCUGGUCUGGGAGAUUGAAUCAAAAGGAUCGACCUGACCUGGUGGUCAGAUAAACCGCGUUUGUUGCUGCGUGGGUACUGCAUGGGGACCAGAUUCUACUUCCGGUUUCUCGUCCUCUUCUGCCGGCCGGUAGCCGUGUGAAUCCGUCUCUCAGCUCGAUGGUG